GCGGGCCAGGCAGACGGCGGCCGGGCGCGCGUGGAUGACGUCACUCUGCGCGUGCCCGGGUAGCCCGUGGUAACCCCAAGUCUGCGGAAGUGGAGACCGGUGGGCAGGCGGCUGAGACAGGGGACUGAAAGUUGUCGAACCGUAAUUUGUGACACCAGGUGUUUUUUGGUAAGCAGCCAUUUGUGAUUUCGAAAGAUUAAGGCAGAUGGGAAGUCCCUUCUGAGAUUUUAACACAGCUCUUGAACAGCAACCUACACCAUGGACGUAAAGCUGGACCCUUCCCGAGAUGACCUGCCUCUCCUGGCUAACACCGGCCACAUACUUGUGAAGCACUAUGUACUGGAUUUAGAUGUGGAUUUCAAAAGUCAGAUCAUUGAGGGCAGCAUAGUGCUGUUCUUUGAGCCUGGAAACAGAUUCAAGAAACAGAGUAGUUCCAUCGAGGAAACCUGCCAAUCAGAGUCAAAUGAAGCCUGCAAAUUUAGGAUGCCUGAACCCUGCCACAAUCCUGUGACACAUACAAGUACCUUCUCAUCUAAAAUGGGAUAUGAUGGUUUUUCAGUCUGUGGUAAAGGUGUAAAAGAUACUUCUGGUAAAGAUGGUAACCAUGACAACUGGGAACAGGCUUCUGGGAUUUCUAGUUCAAAGUACUGCUGUGACACAGGGAAUCAUGGGAGUGAGGAUUUUUUGCUAGUGUUGGACUGCUGUGAUUUGUCCGUGUUAAAGGUUGAGGAGGUGGAUGUUGCCGCUGUGCCAGGUAUUGAAAAAUUUGCAAGGUCUCCCACGCUCACGGUUGUUUCUGAGGAGCUCAGGAAUCAGAUUAUACGGGAACUUGUGACUCUGCCUGCAGAUCGUUGGAGGGAGCAGUUAGACUAUUAUGCUCGCUGCAGCCAGGCUCCUGGCUGUGGGGAACUCCUGUUUGACACUGACACUUGGAGCUUACAGAUCAGGAAGACAGGGACUCAGGCAGCUACUGACUUUCCUCACGCCAUAAGGAUACGGUACAGAACCAAACCCCAGGGGCGAUCAGUUACAUGGACUUCAGACCAGAGCGGCAGGCCAUGUGUUUAUACUAUGGGAUCUCCCAUAAACAACAGGGCCCUUUUUCCAUGCCAGGAGCCACCCGUUGCCAUGUCAACAUGGCAGGCUACAGUUCGAGCAGCUGCAUCUUUUGUUGUUUUAAUGAGUGGGGAAAAUUCUGCCAAGCCAACACAGCUUCACGAAGGGUGCUCGAGCUGGCAUUACUACGUAACCAUGCCAAUGCCAGCUUCCACCUUCACCAUUGCAGUGGGAUCCUGGGCAGAAAUGAAGCCAGAGACCUGUUUAUCAAAUGAUCUGGCAACAGAGAGAUCCCUCUCAUCUUCUGAGGCUGAUUUCAGGUAUGUUGGCGUUUGUGGUCACAUGGAAUACCCCUGCCGCUUCCAGAAUGCUUCUGCCACCACCCAGGAGAUCAUUCCUCAUCGGGUUUUUGCCCCAGUGUGCCUCAAGGGUGCCUGCCAAGAGACCCUUCUGCGGCUGAUCCCUCCUUGCCUCUCAGCAGCACACUCUGUCCUGGGAACACACCCGUUCUCCAGGCUGGAUGUACUCAUUGUCCCUGCCAACUUUCCAAGUCUGGGGAUGGCCAGCCCACACAUCAUCUUCCUCUCUCAGAGCACCCUGACAGGCAUGAGCCAUCUCUGUGGGACCCGUCUCUGCCAUGAAAUUGCGCACGCCUGGUUUGGCCUAGCCAUUGGGGCCCGCGACUGGACGGAGGAGUGGCUGAGUGAAGGGUUCGCCACUCACUUGGAAGAUGUGUUCUGGGCCAGAGCACAGCAGCUGGCCCCCCGCGAGGCCCAGGAGCAGCAGGAGCUGAGGGCUUGCCUGCGCUGGCGGCGCCUCCAGGAUGAAGUGCGGAACUCCCCCGAGGAGAUGCAGGUGUUGAGACCCAAUAAAGAGGAAACUGGCUGCGUGAGUGACUCAGGAUCGUCUGUCAUCAAACACGGUCUCAAUCCGGAGAAGGCCUUCAUGCAGGUUCAUUAUUUAAAGGGCUAUUUCCUUCUCCGGUUCCUUGCCAAAAGACUUGGAGAUGACACCUAUUUUUCAUUUUUAAGAAAAUUUGUGCACACAUUCCAUGGGCAGUUGAUUCUUUCCCAGGAUUUCCUUCAAAUGCUGUUGGAGAACAUCCCAGAAGAAAAAAGGCUUGAAUUGUCUGUUGAAAACAUCUUCCGAGACUGGCUCGAGAGUUCUGGAAUACCACAGCAACUUUAUUGGCAUGAAAAUGCACGGAAGGGAGGCCAGAGUCAAGACAUCAGAAGUGGGGACUGAGGCCCUAGGGCAACAAGUGAUGUUGAGAUUGGACUGGAGAGAAGGCCUGCUCCCCUGUGGCCUGUUCCAUGGGGAGAAGUCGCCUCCCCGUCCAGCGGCUCCUCUGGCCUUUUCUCCAGGUACUCCAUCUUCUUUCUCUUGGUGUUCUCUUCCUUCCUCCUCAGUUGUGCGUGCCGUCUCUUUUCAUGUCCCAUGCGGCCAAGCGAGGAUGCGUCCUCUUUAAGACUCUUCUUAGUUGCAGUUAUUACAGAGUUGGCUACUCCGGAGUUCUCACUGGCUCUCUCUUCCUCAAAUUGUACUUCUUCAUCACUGUCCUUGGUUUUGUAAUUGAGGGAUGUCUGCCUGGGUUUUGCAUAAAUGCUUCUAUUGAAUGAAGCUGUAAAUGGGUAAAUCCAAGAAUAUAUAUGUUGUGUAACUCUCUUAGAAUUAUAUUUUUCAUUUAAUCCUUCUCUUUCCCCACCCCCAAGUAUAUGGGGCUAUACUAUUUUCCAUAUUAGAACAUCAGAAUGAAAGAAAAGGCUAUCAUUUUUCUGAGUAAGGUCAAUGCUAAGUGCUUUAUACUUAAUAGCUAUUUAUUUCUUCUGGUCACAGCUCUAUAAGAUAGACAUUAUUGUUAUACCCAUUUUAUAGAUGAGGAAACUGAAAAGCAAGUCUGUCUAAUUGAAAAGUCCAAGUUCUUCAGAUUACAUUGGCUUUAAAUGCAUGUAGCUACUAUUAGGAUUUUAGCAGGGGUUUUUUGCAUCUAACACCUGGUCCUGCUGGUACCUUCAAAGAACAAUGUAGAAAUAUCAAGUUUCAUUUUGUGAUCUUUUUGUAACAAUGGAGGGCUUAUUAUUUUGAGUGAGAUGGGACUAGACACGGAAUGAUCUCCUUUAUAAGAAAGCAUGUAAGAGAGAGAACUUGCUUCCUUGUGUCCACCAGUCCUUCAGAAAGGGACAGCUCCUUGUUUGCAGCGGCUGAGACGUGUUGUGUCUCUGCAGGCUCCAUCCAAUGGCAUCGAUUCUGUGUGGUGGUCACGUCAGGCUUUUAUUAUGAUGUCACAACUCAGUUAUUUUGAGACCUUUGAAAGUUUAGUUAAGUUCAAAAUACCAGACAGGCUUUUGUUGCUGAGGGGAAAGAGGAAGAGAAUUAAAACUUAUUGGUCUACUUUGUGCCUCUUGCUUUGUGUGCUAUGUCAUUUCAUCUUCACCACAGCUCUCACAGAUCUGUGAGGCAGAUAGCAUUAUCUCCAUUUCAUGUGCUCCGAGACUUUGGGUGACAUACCCAAGGUCACAUAGCUUCUAGGCAAGGAGAGAAGGUGCCUGAGUCUAGUUUCUCAAUGUGUAUUUCCCGUUACACGUGACUUUGUACAGAGAUAGUUAAGCCAUAUUCAUAGGACAGCUCUUAAAAACAGCAGCAGCACAUUUGGUUGUACAUUGGCAUGAUUGCCAUUGCCCUUGAACCUUAGAGAGCAGGGCAGUGACAUAAGAAAUGCUCAAAUAGAAGGCAAAGCUAAAACAGACCAUAGUAUUUGCACUAUAAAUUGAAAUUCAUAAUUAUUAAGUAAUCAAAUGACCGGAAGAGUGUUAGGGCUCAGAGAGUAUAACAUGCCUAAUAUUAAUAUGAAUGUAAAGUAACUGGGUGGAUUCUUAAAUUCUGCAUGUUAGGAGGUGUUUAUGAUGGUCUAAUAAAGCUCUAACGUUCUUUGUGGUUCUUUUCCAUCUCUUAUGCUACUGAGCACAAAAGCUAUGUUGUGUGCAGAAUGACUGGCUUUAUCCCUAAUAGAAAGAAGUUAUGUUUGGUAUCUAAAGAACAAUGAAGUUUGCUGCUUGGCUGACCAAUGCUGGAUCAAGUUCACAUUCCCCGGCUCCUGCUCUCCCACCUCCACACACAGGGGUGGAAGCAGAGGGAAGGGAAGGAGGACAGAUCCUUUUUCCACAGAGAGAGAGAGAGAUGUGAGCUAGGGCUUUCCUAAUAUGGACACAGCCGGGCCUGUGUAGCAUUAACAUUGAUUUAAUCCACGGCUGGAGGAAACAUCCUACAAAGAGUAAAGAGAUUAGCAGCCAAUUAAUUCUGGCCCUUCCCAUUGUUUUCCUGGAACUCUUCUUGUAUGGAUCUAAAUGUUUGGUGAGCAAACAUUCUGGAAAAUAGCUCUUUCUCAUAUAUUAUUUUAUUUGGGAUGGCAACUCCCCGCCCCCCCCCCACCCCGAUUAUGAUAAACUUUCCUUACUGUGUGUGUGUGUGUGUGUGUGUGUGUGUGAUCUUACUUCUUAACAGAGGUAGGAUGAUUCAGGCCCGUUCCUCUUGUUUGCAAAUUGUGACUUCAUUGGGUUCCUUUGUGAGGCCAGAUGAUAGGCAGCCUAGUCUGAGUGCCAAGAUUUUUAAAAAUAGACAUGAUGGAAAAAGAAAAACAGACAUGCCAGGGGCCACAGACUCCCAAUGCCUAGCCUCCUUUAAAGGCACCGUGGAGCAGGGACAUUCCAUGUCACCCACUCCAUCUUAGGGAAUAACCAAAGGGACCUAGACAUGAGCGUUUGCUUUUCAAACUAGUGAAAUGUUAACAUAUAUGUUUUGUGUUUUUAAUUAGUAACUAAUAUUUUUUUAAGGCAUUUUGCCACAGUGAUUUUCCUAUAGCAUCAAUGUAGUGUCUGUCUUUUCUAAAUAAAGAAGCCCAUUUGGUUAGAGCAUUGUGCCCAAGACUCAAGGAAGUCAACCCAUUGCUUCCUGUGUGGAACAGUAGCUUUUGCAUGUGGCAGAGGGUCUUUUCUGUUGGUACACACUGUCCCCUAAUCCAAGUCAGCCAUCUUCCAGAAGCAAAAUGACUGUUUCCAGGGAAUGGGUGGCAGCCAUUGACAUAAUUAGAACAUUGUCAACAGGGGAUGAAUGGGGAAUACCACCUCAUGUAUAUAGCCUUCCAGCUCAGCACUACAAUCUGGUGACCUGAAGACAAGGAUCUAUGGUCUGUUCACUCAGGAUUCAGAAUUGCAUUAACCGUGAACCUGGAAAAAACUCUAAAAAAGUCAAAUAUCCAUCCAUUCUUGCCUCCCUUCUGGGUUAGUGUUGAGAUCUUUCACUUCUUUUUAGUUCUUUUGUGUGUAUGCUUAAUUGCUCUUGCCCAGAAGUUAAUCCCUAAGUGUAAGCUAUAGGAAAUGCUAUCUUGGGUCAGCCCGACAGCCCAUCUGCCCAGCACUGUGUCUGCCAUCUGCCCAAAGGGACUUAUCGUAAUAGAACAUAAUGGGUGGUAGUCCUCUGUGGCAUUGACCUUAAAAUUUAGAUGUCUCCCAAACAUCUGGAAUUUCUUCAUAGUAACCAGUUAGAGAUGGGUCAUCAUUAAAAUGAUCUAAACCAGUCUGCACAUUGGAAUCACUAGGGGGUCGGGAGGGGACCUUAAAAAUGACUGACUCCUGGGUCCCAAGCUCAGCACUGUGAAUGUAAGUGGCCUGAGUGCCACCUGGGCAUUAGGAUUGGUGCACCUCCUAGGUGAUUUUCAUAGCAGGCAGGGUGGGAAGCACUGAUCUAAAGCCACCCUGUAGUUUUAUAUUUCACCUGUGAAACUCUGAGGUUCCGGUGUGCAUGCAUGUGAAGCUCCUGUGGAGAAGUGCAGUCGUACCGGUGCUGAGGGCAUAUACUAGUAUCUCUUUCCUCAAAUGGCUCUGUCCAUAGACUUUUACGGGGUGGGAUUAUAUUUUACAGGCUGUGUUUUGCUCUGAGGUUGAGCUGAUCCACAUUAUAAGCAAAUAUUUGAAGUGAGGCGGUGUGCUGGAUGUUCCCUAAGCUCUAGUGCUGGAGUAGGAAGAGCACUGCAUUUCCAGCUGGGGCUCGAAGCUCCACAGUACGGAGCACCGAAGGUACUGAAAUUCCCUGAGAUCAGUGUCUUCGUCCUGAAGAUGAGACUGUGAGGAGCAAGACGCACUUUGUAAACUGCUGAGUCCUGUACAAACUGGCCACUCUGGUUUUUCCUCCCAGUGCUGAGGUUCCCUGGCACACGCAGCCCUUCAGGACUCGUCUGUCUUCAGGUCACUUCCCUCCAGCUUCUAGUGACGUUGUGUUCCAGUAGUCUAGAAUUUUAUAAAUAACAGCUGCCUCCUACUGUAAGCACACCACAGGUGUCAUUUGAUCUUCACAACUCUGUGAGAAAGAGCUUAGAGAGAGCUUACAGCUAAUGUGGCAGAGCCUGGAUUCAAACCCAGCCAGGCUGUCGCACGCUGCUUACACCAUGCCGCUUUCCUGCCUAGUCCACCAUGUCCUGAGGACCCCCCCGGGAUGAUGUCUGUUCAUCGUUGUGUUCACCAAGUCUGGGGCUCUGUUUUGUAGGAGGCACUCAACAUGUUUGUUAAGUGAAUAACCUAGCCAUAUGUCCAAUUCACAUUCUUCUUCCUGCAAUCGAAGCCCAUUUCCUCUGGUUUUGAUAUCAAAAGAGAUAAAAUACUUGGUUGGUUAACAUUUUUAUAUCAGUCCUGUGUGAUGUUCGUAUAGUGUUAUAUUUAUUUUUGGUUUCAUCUUUUAACAGUUCUUCUCCUUGAUUUUUAUAAUUAGGUAUAAGCAUACUUGCUUACCUUCUACUCUGCACUUCUAAGUAUUGUUAUCGGGCAGAAAUACUCAAACCAUAAAACUUUUCCAGACCCCCUCCUCCCCCCAAAAAAGAAAAAGAAAAUUACAGAAAAAAGAAAUAAACCCAUAAUAUUUUAUUUAUUCAUAUUCCUCCUGUCCAAAACAGAGUUAAGGCAGCUUCCAAAGCAAAAUAUGGCAUGAUAAAAAUAAAUUAAGAAAAAUGAAGCAACGUGAAAAUAAUGGUAGGAAAAGAAGAUGAGGCCAGGAAUUAAAUUAGCAUACAAUAUGCAUCCCCUGAAGUUCCUCUACUUGGCUUAGAGGAGGGUCACAGAGCUUUCUAGAAGAGGGAAAAGGGAUCAAUUUGCAGUGUUCAUGAGAUGAAACAAGCCAGUUGCCUAAGUCCGACUCUUCUUGAUGUUGAUACCCAGGAGAAGUUUUCCUGCGGGUCCUCACAGAAAAUUACUAUUUAAUGUAAUAAACAACGCUCUAAAACCGUCCUUACAGUAAACAUUGUGAUGGAUUUUAUGGGGCUGUUUCUUAUAAUGCACCUCAAUAAAGGUUGAUGGCUUCUUACCAGAACAUAAUGCACUAACAGGAAUUUCACA
Molecule: messenger RNA, 7436 nt
Organism: Equus caballus (horse)
Lineage: Eukaryota; Metazoa; Chordata; Mammalia; Perissodactyla; Equidae
Gene: AOPEP
Product: aminopeptidase O (putative)
Cellular component (GO): nucleolus
Molecular function (GO): metalloaminopeptidase activity; zinc ion binding
Source: RefSeq, a predicted model, not a curated record